AUUUUAGUCCCCUAUUGACAAAUUUUGAUUUCAUUUUAAUUGAAUUCUAAACACAAUUGGAAAUAAAAUGACACAUUUAAUCAUUUGGAAAAGUCAAAUAAAGUAACUAAAACAUGUAAAUAAGAAGUGUUUGUACCGCAAGUGCAAAAGUCACUACAUUGUCUGGAACUAGUGAGUCAUCUUUUAUGCUUUUCUGUGGACUUAUCUCCCUUGGGUAAAGUCUCCACUCCAAAAUGUCAGCUUCCAGUGAUGGUUUGACAGACGACAUUUACAGUGAAGUUUGUGACUUUUCCUAUCUUGGUGGAGGAUGUGGGAUAUCCCAUCACUAUUCAUCUUCACCCAAUACACUCUUUAAAGUAUAUGAAUGCACCAAACCUACUACUAUUCACCUCAAACGUCUGAAUAGUAGUGAAAGCUGUGAUUUUCCAGAAGGGCUACUUAUCCUGUAUAGGACUGGUAUUUUUACAAUAGAUGCAACAACAACUCAGCUUAGCAUAUGUCCUAAGCACAGGGACUUCUAUGGUAUCCAUUGGAAAAAUAAGAGUGCCCGAUGUCAACAUCCAGACCACCCCUCUUCCAGCAAAGCCAAGGCUGACCGAGGAUCUUCACCUUUGUUGUGCAAGCAGAACUGGCUGUAUACCCGACAAAUUAUUCCCGUAGGAACAGGACUUUGCAAGCAAUGCUCAAUAAAGAUGAAGAAUUUUGUUAAAAGUGACAAGACACAGGUCAAACUAAAUAUAGAAGAAGAUGUUGAAUUGUUUGAGAGAUUGUGUGGGAGCAUUUCAAGUAUCCAUGAAGAUAAGGAAGAUACAGAUUUAGAUCUAGACUCACAGUUAUCUUUUUUGUCGACAACAACGUUAACUGAGCUUUCACAGCAGUCGACAUCAGAUUGGGAGGCUGAUAAUGCUUCUGGAAGAGACAAAUUCAACAGGGCCAUGAAUAUUCUCGGCAAUGGAAAGUUUCCAACUUUAAAACACCAAUUAAAGCUUCCUUGGGAUGAUGUCUCAAAAAGUACAAAGGCAAUGUAUUUGAAGUUUACCUCUGAUGUUGUUAAUUUGAUCAUUCAAUAUAUUGCACCUGGGCAAGAAAACAAAAUUAUGGCAGACUUAAGUGAGAAAUAUAUGUAUCUCAAUGAUGACAAUCAGACAACACAUGAUGAUAUGACCAAAGCACUCAUACAAGCAUAUUUGGACCAAAAUAACAGUCAAACUCAAAUUCAAAUUCUUUCCUUGUUUGUUCAAAAAUUUACCAAACAGAAGCUAAUUGAAUUAAUUCCAGGACUUACUAUGUCAAAAAUUGACAGAGCUAGGAAACAUGCUAAUUUGGAAAAACCUGGACAAAUGAUAAAUUCUCCUAGGAUAUACAGAAUGCGAUUAAGUCAUCCUCAACUCAUGCAUUUCAUUGAGUUUAUUUCUAGCCCAUCUUACCAUCAAGCAGUUGGAUAUGGAUCAAAAACUCUUCAGCUUUCAUCUGGUGUUGAAAUGAAAAUUCCGAAGGUAGUUCGAAGCAUUAUUUCAUCAAGACUCAUAAAGGCAUACAUGGCUUACUGUAAAGACCAAGAUUAUGAUACAUUUUCAAGAUCAACAUUAUAUAACAUUCUUAAUGUCUGUAUUGCAUCUCAGAAAAAAAAUCUACAUGGCUUAGACAACACCACAGCUGAUGGUAUGAAAGCAAUGGACACAUUGACUGAUAUCAUCAAGAAAUUACAGUUGUUUGGACUAGAAGAGGAAAAAGUGGAAAAACUUAAAAAUAUCUUUGCAUGUGCCAACCAACAUUUAAAAUUUGAAAUAAAGGGUCAUCUAGCCACAUCUUCAACUUGUUUAGAUCACUGUACCACAUUUAGCCUCAGUGACUCAAAAUCCACUCAAUUUCGUUCAACUUGUGCUCAUGAACAUUCAGAAGGUUGUACCAAGUGCAGUAUUAUAGAUAAGUCACUACUAGAAUUAUCAGAUACAUUCCAAAACAUGAAUUCCAUCCCGGCAGAAAUAGUAGAUGAAAUAGAUCAUGACUUAUCACGAGCACAAGAGCAGAUAUUGACAUGGAAGGCACAUUGUGUCAGAACAGUUCACCAAGAUCAAGCUAAACAAACAGUGCUUAGUCAUUUAAAACCUCAUCAGGCCCUUAUAGUAAUGGACUGGGCUAUGAAGUUUUUACCUGUGAGACACAGAGAAGCCCAAAGUGACUUUUUUGGUAAAAAGGGAGUAAGCUGGCAUGUUUCGUCGGUUGUCACACUUGAUAUUGAGGCUGAACCUGAAUUUAAGACGAACUUUAAUGUACACACUCUUGUGCACAUUCUUGAGUUGGGCAAUCAAGGAUGGUUUUCUGUAGCUCACAUAAUAACUGACCUGCUACAGAAAUUACCACUUAUAUUACCUUUGGUAACUGAAAUCUUUCUAAAGAGCGACAACGCUGGAUGUUACCAUUGUGUGCCAUUGAUUUCUUACAUCCAAAAUAUCAAUGUAAAUGGAGGCUUGCCAGUUAAAAUUCUGCAAUACAACUUUAGUGAAGCACAGUCUGGCAAAGAUAUAUGUGAUGCCAAAACAUCUCACUGCAAGAUGCAUAUAUUGAGGUACUCUGGUGAGGGACAUGAUGUUUUGUCUGCAGAAGAUAUGUCAACUGCCUUAAACUCAAACGGAGGUGUUAUAGGGGUUUUCAAUGCUGUGGUUGCAAUUGAUCAGAAUCAUCAGACCAAGACAAAAACCAAAAUACCCAACAUUAGUGCAAUGAACAAUUUUGAGUUCGACAGUGAAGGUGUUAAAGUGAGGCGUGCCUAUGGAAUAGGAAAUGGCAAUUUCAUACCAAACCUUCAGUUUAAGGACAACAAACUCAUGGAAGGUUUUCAGGUAAUUAUUCCAUUUUCAAAUUUUGUUGCGGACCAUCAUGGGAGAGUUGUACUUGCAAGGAAUAAUAUUGAUGUUGAACAUGAAAAUAUGGGCAAUGAUAAUGACACUGAAAAUAAUGGUAAUGAGAAUGUCACUGAAACUGUGGAGAAUGAGAUGGAAGAAGAUGUGAGUAAUGAUGGUUUAUUUGCGUGUCCAGAUCAAAGUUGCACCAAGGUGUUUACAAAACCUCAUUUCCUAGAAGCACAUAUAGUAAUUGGAAAUCAUGUGUAUUCAACUAGUGAGAAUAGUUACGAUUCUGUCAAAUUGAUUUGGGCACAACAAUGUGAGGCAGUUGACAGAGAACACAAAGUUCUCAUACAAUCGGUUUCUUCAAUCAAUAUGAAUGUCAAUGAAGGAUGGGCUCUGAAACUGAACAAACCUUUUAAAAGAUUCACCAAAAAGGUAAAAGACUUUCUCUUUGAUAUAUAUGUAAAGUGUGAAAGUUCAGGGAGAAGACCAAAUUUUGAUACAUUAGCAACUGAACUCAAGACAACAAGACAUGAGAAUGAUGGCACCAAAAUGUUCACACGGGAAGAAUGGCUAUCAUCAUCACAAAUACGCAGUCUUUUUGCUAAUUUUGUCAGGCUUGGUGCUGAAACUUCUUUAAAAUCAGAAGAUACUGCUGUGAUAGAAAAUGUUUUAGAGGAAAUCGAUUCACUUGAAUAUCACAACAAUAUGACAGAAUUGGCAACCGAUGUUGUGCAGCAGUUUCUGUAGAUGUUCAUGUGUGCAUGUUCAUAAUGCUCUAUUUGGUGUAUUGUAUUUUGUUGAAUAACUAUGUAAUAUUUCAU
Mytilus trossulus (common blue mussel) is the source of this 3673-nucleotide messenger RNA. RefSeq lists its product as uncharacterized. The record is from RefSeq and is a predicted model, not a curated record. The coding region runs from base 234 to 3599 and encodes 1121 amino acids. The transcript is spliced from 6 exons. NCBI's taxonomy places the organism in Eukaryota, Metazoa, Mollusca, Bivalvia, Mytilida, Mytilidae.